AGGAUAUAGAUCCAAUGUUUUUUCUCUUUGUCUCUGUCUCUCUGUCUCUGCUUUCAAACCGAAGCACUCAUCAUGAAAAGAGUUAAAGACUCGGUGUGGAUGUGUUUGGUUUCGUGAGAUUUAAAACUUGAUCCUCUGUUUUUAGAAGAAGAAGAAGAAGGAAAAAGGAGUAACCUUUUGGAGUUUUUCUUCUCACUCACUUUUGUGUGUGUGUUUCGUAACGUAAUCCUCAAUCAUAAGAAAACAAUGGAGUGUUCUGUGUUUCAUCAUGUAGUGAUUGUGUUGAUGUUACUUUGGCUUCUCUCUUACUUUAACCGUUCACACGCCCUUUUCUAUUUCCUCGCUCUCAUCUAUCUCUACCUGGUUCAUGAACGGUAUGUGAUGAGAUUGAGGAAGAAGUUUCAGUUUGAAGAGAGGAAACAAGCUAACCAGAAACGGGUUCUGUCUGAUUCUGAAUCGGUGAGGUGGUUGAAUCAUGCUGUGGAGAAGAUAUGGCCUAUUUGUAUGGAACAGAUCGCUUCUCAGAAGAUUUUGCGUCCCAUCAUACCUUGGUUCUUGGAUAAGUAUAGACCUUGGACCGCGAAAGAAGCUUUGAUACAACAUCUCUAUUUGGGUAGAAACCCUCCUUUGUUGACUGAUAUAAGAGUGCUUCGUCAAUCUACUGGUGAUGAUCACUUGGUAUUGGAACUUGGAAUGAACUUCCUCACAGCAGAUGAUAUGAGCGCAAUACUUGCAGUGAAGUUAAGGAAAAGACUUGGUUUUGGAAUAUGGACAAAGUUACAUCUAACAGGAAUGCAUGUCGAAGGAAAGGUGUUGAUUGGAGUGAAGUUCCUUCGUCGAUGGCCGUUUCUGGGGCGGUUACGCGUCUGUUUUGCAGAGCCACCUUAUUUCCAAAUGAAUGUAAAACCGAUCUUCACUCAUGGAGUUGAUGUUGCUGUGGUUCCUGGGAUUGCAGGAUGGCUAGACAAACUCUUGUCUAUUGCAUUUGAGCAGACUCUUGUUGAGCCAAAUAUGCUUGUAGUUGAUAUGGAGAAGUUUGUUAGUCCACAGUCAGGAGGUAACUAUUGCAGUCGAUAUUCAGAAUCCAUAACUUCUGUGUUCUGUCUUGUACUUCUUUUUUAUGAUUACAUUUGGUGUCUGUGUGUUUUGCUUCCAGAGAAUUGGUUCUUCGUUGAUGAGAAAGAACCAGUUGCACACGCACUCGUUGAAGUCGUUGAAGCAUCUGAUGUUAAACCAUCAGAUCUAAAUGGUUUAUCUGAUCCUUAUGUGAAAGGACAGCUCGGCGCUUACAGAUUCAAAACCAAGAUACUAAAGAAAACGCUCUCACCCAAAUGGCAAGAAGAGUUCAAGAUACCAAUCUUGACAUGGGACUCUCCAAACAUACUCAACAUUGAAGUUCAAGACAAAGACAGAUUCAGCGACGACAGCCUCGGUGACUGUCAAGUAAACAUUGCAGAGUUUAGAGGCGGGGAAAGAAACGAUAUGUGGUUACCUCUCCAGAACAUCAAGAUGGGGAGACUUCACCUCGCUAUUACAGUAACUGAAGAGGAAGCAGCAAAGGUAGAUGACCCGUUUGAAGGAGCAACAAUAAGUAAAGAAGACAUGUGGGCUUCUUUUGCUUUUGAUGAUGCAAAUAAAAGUUCCUUCUCUUCAGUGGUCUCUGAUAAGUCUCCAAAGGUUAGGGAUAAUCUUGAACCAAUCAACAUUGAAGGACAAGAAGAGACUGGAAUAUGGGUGCAUCAACCAGGAACUGAAGUCUCACAGAUAUGGGAGCCGAGAAAAGGCAAGACUCGUCGAUGCGUCGAUAACAAUAUACUUGGAGUUGUUACUCAUGAGAGUACUACUGGUAGUAAUGAAAGCAGCAGCCCUGAUGAAAACCAGGAAGGGAAGAACACGGUGAAGUCUGUUGGUCGGGGAUUGAAGAAAGUCUUCCAUAGGAAUGGGAAGAAGGAAGAAGAGUCAGGGAACUUGGAGGAGGAUGUCAGGUCUCCUAGGGUCAACUUGAAGGCGUUAAACCGAAAGGAUGUUGGGGUUAAGUACAUCGUUGAAGACCGUUUAUCAGGGCCUCUGACAGGAAGAAGUCCAAAGGGUGAGAGCUUUGGUUCUGAAGAUGCUCAGAACAAGGGACACAUGAAGGAUGUUGCAAAGAGUAUUCUUAAACACGCUGAGAAGUCUGCAAGACAUAUAAAGCAUGCGUUUUCGCGUAAAGGGUCAAGAAAAUCAAGAGAUGAUGAGUGCUCAACCGUUCCUGAGAAUGAGUCUCUGUCCGGUUCUGAAUGUCAAUGUGAAUAUUCUGAUGAUGAUACUGCAGUUAGCAGUGUGCAGGGGACACCAAGAACAGCAAAACCUGAAGGUAAAGUUGUGAGGGCAGGAGAAGAUGAUCAUGUAAAUACAUCAGCAAACUCUAAAGAAGCAAAGGUACAAAAAGUAAAUCCAGCGAUCUUGGAAACUACACAUAUGGAUGCUUCUGCUGGAGCUGAGAAAGUCACCACGCCAAAAAAUGUCUCAUGAUAGAAAGGAAAUAUAGGUAUAAUAAAAGGCUUGUUAAGUUUGAGUAGUUUUUAAGUUUACGACAAAGGAAUAAUGUACAGCUUUUGAAUUUUGAGUCGAUGUUCUCCUAUUGAAGAAUUUUAAUUCUUAUUGAAGUUGAAUUUUUAAAUGUUUUCUUUCAGUACUGCCGUUCAAUAUGUAGUAAAUUGUUUUGCGUUAAUAAUUUUUUUUU
Eruca vesicaria subsp. sativa (arugula) is the source of this 2722-nucleotide messenger RNA. The record is from the annotation of a GenBank genome assembly. NCBI's taxonomy places the organism in Eukaryota, Viridiplantae, Streptophyta, Magnoliopsida, Brassicales, Brassicaceae.